Molecule: messenger RNA, 658 nt
Organism: Nicrophorus vespilloides
Lineage: Eukaryota; Metazoa; Arthropoda; Insecta; Coleoptera; Silphidae
Gene: RpL9
Product: 60S ribosomal protein L9
Exons: 3
Coding region: 50-619 (189 amino acids)
Biological process (GO): cytoplasmic translation
Cellular component (GO): ribosome; cytosolic large ribosomal subunit
Molecular function (GO): rRNA binding; structural constituent of ribosome
Source: RefSeq, a predicted model, not a curated record
GCGUGCCGAAGCCUCUUCCGCUUCUAUACGUCAACGUGAAAGCACCACAAUGAAGCAAAUUGUUUCAAACCAGACAGUAAAAGUCCCUGAGGACAUUCAAGUCUCUGCAAGAUGCAGGGUUGUUACUGUCAAAGGACCCAGGGGAGUCUUGAGGCGUGACUUCAAACAUCUUUCAAUUGAUGUUCGUAUGGUUAGCCCUAGGUUGUUGAAAGUAGAGAAAUGGUUCGGCAAAAAGAAGGAACUUGCUGCUGUCCGUACUGUCUGCUCACAUGUUGAAAACAUGAUCAAAGGUGUAACCAAGGGAUUCCAAUACAAAAUGCGUGCAGUAUAUGCCCAUUUCCCCAUCAACUGCGUCACCACCCAAAAUAACAGCGUUGUUGAAAUCCGUAAUUUCUUGGGAGAGAAAUUCAUUCGUAGGGUAGCUAUGGCUCCUGGUGUAACCAUCAUCAACUCUCCCAAACAAAAGGAUGAACUGAUCAUUGAAGGAAACUCGCUGGAGGAUGUUUCCAAAUCUGCCGCUCUCAUCCAGCAGUCUACUGCAGUCAAAAAUAAGGAUAUCCGUAAAUUCUUGGAUGGUCUCUACGUGUCCGAAAAGACCACUGUCGUGCAGGAUGAAUAAGUUUGUCAUUUAUAAAUAAAUUUCUAAUUAAGAAAUCAA